Messenger RNA from Mesitornis unicolor (brown roatelo), 496 nucleotides. It is a transcript of the gene MFF, whose product is annotated as mitochondrial fission factor. The record is from RefSeq and is a predicted model, not a curated record. The annotation marks the transcript as partial. The transcript is spliced from 3 exons. Gene Ontology annotation, cellular component: mitochondrial outer membrane; peroxisome. Gene Ontology annotation, biological process: positive regulation of mitochondrial fission. Lineage: Eukaryota; Metazoa; Chordata; Aves; Mesitornithiformes; Mesitornithidae.
AUGAGUGGGGCUGCAUUCCCAUCUCCAGCUGCUGAGAUGGCAGAAAUUAAUCGCCUGCAGUAUGAAAUGGAAUACACCGAAGGAAUCAGUCAGCGUAUGAGGGUCCCAGAAAAACUCAAAGUAGCUCCUCAAAAUGCUGACCUUGAGAAGGGCAUUCAAGAAGGUUUUCCAAAUGCCAGUGUAACUAUGCAAGUUCCAGAACGGAUUGUAGUGGCAGGUAAUAGUGAAGACAUUCCACUUUCCAGACCACCAGACCUUGAUCUUCUUCAGUCUACUCCAUUCAAGCCACUGGCAUUGAAAACUCCUCCCCGCGUUAUUUCCCUUAGUGAUCGACCACUAGAUUUUUUGGACCUAGAAAAACCUACACAGCAAACACCUCAAAAUGAAGAGGUCCGCUCAGUGGGAAGACUGAAGAGAGAACGUUCCAUGAGUGAAAAUGCCACUCGACAGAACAGCCAGCUGGCCCGAAAUGAUUCCAUGUGAGUAGAGCAGCAGG